CCGACUUUUUGCGAUGCUUUCCGCCCCUUCAGGUUGUCCCGAACCUCACUCCUCCAGCAACCGAUAUCGCAGAACUGCCUCGGUUCCCGCGCCGGAGAUAGACACGGUAUUCUUUGCCCAUCCUGCUCGACGAGUUGCUACAUUGCGACCAUCAGUAGACGAGCAGCCAGACUCGCUUUCGCACCUCCCCUAGUCCGAGUCUGCCGAGCAAUAUCCAAUCCCCGCAUCACUCCCACGAGCGAGCACGCGAUCUGUCCUCCGCAAAGUCUCGAAAUUCCCAAUCCGUCGCCAAAGACAAUUGUCUCGCACGUGCCGCAGACAAGAUGCCUCAACCACCCAAUGCGCCAGCAACGGCCGGCGCUCGCCCGCCUGGCCAGCCGCAGGAACAAGGCGGCAUGGGCUUGAUGCAAAAGCUGCUGCUCGGUGGUUCCAUGUACUUCGGCAUGAACAUGCUCAUGAACAACUUCUUCCAAAAGACCCAGACCGGUACCCAGGUUAAGGACGCCGACGGCAACGUCGUCAGCGUCCCCGCCAACACCGAGGACAUCCCGCCGUAUCUGCUCCGCCCCAAGGCCCUGGAUGAGGGUGCCACAUACAACCAGAUCCCCCGCAAGCUCGCGCCCAUAUGGCCCAUGGACAGCUACGUCGACAUCACCGUCACGCUGUCCGACACCUUCGUUCCGACCCCGCUGUCGCAGACGCCACAGGACAAGGUGGUGCUGAAGGAGGAGAAGUUCAAGAUUGGCAACUACAGCGAGAAGCGCUCCGUCGACACCACCAUUGAAAUCCCCCCCUCUGUCCAGAACAACGGUACCCUCUGGGGCCACUUCUACGUCUCGUUGCCCGGAAGCCAGCCCGACCCCCACGUCGACACGUACGACCCUGCGUCUGCCUACUACUUUGCCUUCCCCCUUACCCAGUACAUCCCCAAGAAGAAGGAGUUCAAGACUAGGUCUCUGUUGGAGGGAAAGGUCGAGGAGGACACGGAAGAGGUCGCCGAGGAGCAGCAGGAAACCGGUCCCGUCAUCGCCAGCUACUACCACCCGAACGCCAGCUUCUCCAUCAUCCCCAACACGGGAGUGCUCGACUACCGUCAGACUCACCCGGCCGUCCGCCAAUUCCUCCAUCUUGAGCCAACCGGUGCGAGAGAUGGCUCCGGGCAGCAUUCGUGGUACUACCCUAUCCUGUUCGUCAACACCUUUUGGCAACUCAAGAGUCAGAUGAUCCUGCUCAACGACACCGUCACGUCGGUCCCGCUGCAUAUUGACCUGAACAACAUGCGCUCGUGGCAGUUCAACACGCUUGCCGCCAUCGAGGCGAGUGCCAAGGAGUCAGCGCGCCAGGCUGCGUACGGCGGGUCGCUGCCCGGCGGUGGCGAUGGGUCUGAGAUUGAGAUGGUCAAGGAGAUCUUUGGCGACACGAACCCCAUCCUCCUGGGUGUCACGGUGAUUGUCAGCAUCGCCCACAUGAUCCUUGAGACGCUCGCUUUCGGAUCCGAUAUUGCGCACUACCGCAAGAAGAAGGACAACGUCGGCAUCUCGGUCCGGUCCAUCCUGGCCAACGUCUUUAUGCAGGCUGUCAUCCUGCUCUACCUUAUUGACAACUCGCAAAACACCAGCUGGAUGAUUCUGGGCGGCCAGGCCGUCGGCAUUGUCAUCGAGCUCUGGAAGAUUACGACGAUUGUCAACGUUUCGCUCAAGCCAGCGCCGCCUGGCUCGUGGCUGCCAUAUGUGAUCGCCGUCGAGGACAAGCACAAGCUCAGCGAGACGGAGGAGAAGACCAAGGAGUAUGACGAGAUUGCCUUCAAGUACAUGUACAUGGCGGGCGUGCCUCUGCUCAUCGGCUAUGCCAUCUACUCGCUGGUUUACGAAACGCACAAGUCGUGGUACUCGUAUAUCAUCACGACGCUCGUCGGCUCUGUUUACGCGUACGGGUUCCUCAUGAUGGUCCCUUCGCUGUACAUCAACUACAGGCUCAAGAGUGUUGCGCACAUGCCCGCCAAGGCCAUGAUGUACAAGUUCCUGAACACCUUCAUCGACGACCUGUUUGCGUUCACGAUCAAAAUGCCCUUCCUCCACAGGCUGUCUACGUUCCGUGACGACAUCAUUUUCUUCAUUUACAUCUACCAGCGCUGGGCCUACAGGAUCGACUACACCCGCGUCAACGAGUUCGGCCAGGGUGGUGAGGACGAGGAGGAGGAGGCAGAUGCAUCCAAGGCCAAGGCCAAGGAGCUGCUCGAGAGCGAACCCGCCGCAGAGAAGAUCAAGAGUGCCGCGGGCAAGGCCACAGGCGCUGACACUGGCAAGGCCAAGAAGAGAAAGUAGAAGAAGCAAAGAGACAAGAGAUAGAUGACGCGCGCGGCAGAGAAAGAGAGUGUGGAUAACAUGGUGUGCAUGAUGGACCUAGACCUGGCUUAGGGGUGUAGGAAGAAAAGGAAGCAGCCGCGACUGCAUGCUGCAUAGCGGCUCGUCGCGGCAGACAUGUAGAUGGUAGAUGGUCGCGCGACAUGCUCAAUCAAGAUCUCAUGUGUCCAUG
Molecule: messenger RNA, 2535 nt
Organism: Colletotrichum destructivum
Lineage: Eukaryota; Fungi; Ascomycota; Sordariomycetes; Glomerellales; Glomerellaceae
Exons: 3
Coding region: 324-2324 (666 amino acids)
Cellular component (GO): membrane; endomembrane system
Source: RefSeq, a predicted model, not a curated record